Molecule: messenger RNA, 1088 nt
Organism: Ostrinia furnacalis (Asian corn borer)
Lineage: Eukaryota; Metazoa; Arthropoda; Insecta; Lepidoptera; Crambidae
Exons: 6
Coding region: 71-922 (283 amino acids)
Source: RefSeq, a predicted model, not a curated record
UGAUGUUGUGACACUCCAGUGUGUGAUUAUAAUGUGAUUUUCGAAUGGGAAAUUUGGAAUAGUUGUGAAAAUGGUAGUUCUACUGUUGCUGAGCAUGUUUUGUGCUCGCAGCAUGUCCCACCUGAUCACUACGCUAGACGUGCCGCGGUACGCCGACCCUCGCAAGGAAGCCGAGCUGGUGUGCCAGUACAGCCGCCAGCCGCAGGACCCGCCGCUGCACUCCGUCAAGUGGUACCGCGACACGCACGAGAUUUUCCGAUACACGCCGCAGGAGUACGAGACCCGAGCCUUCAACAGCACGGGCGUGUCGAUCACGAACAACUCGUGCGACGCGCGCGCGUGUGUCAUCAGCGUGCGGCCCGAGAGCGGCACGGCCAAGUAUACGUGCGAGGUCUCCAGCGAGGGACCGCGGUUCGCUGUGGACCGGCGCUCCGCUAACAUGACGCUAGCUGUGCUCCCAGAAUACGACCCACUCAUCACAGGGCUUCCCACGCUGGUGCAAGCGGGUGAGAACGCACUCGUGAACUGCACCUCCGACUACUCCCUGCCUGGUGCCACCAUCGACUGGUUCGUCGACUCCGAGCCGCAGGAGGACCCCGUCAUAACCGGCACGACACACGUGUCCGGCGCGGACGGGGAAGGCCUUCGAGCAUCGUGGCGGACACUGCACGUGUUCCCGGACGACUACCCCACGCACCGCGGCUACCUGUCGCUGCGGUGCCGCGCCACGCUCGCCACGCGCCCGCCGCACGCUCGCAGCAUGUCUGUGCGGCUGUACGUGGCUAGUCGGCCCCAUAUAUCGUCGUAUAUGUUUAGUAAGAAUAAUGCAGUCGCAAGCAAUAGUGGGUACAGGCUUCAAACAGAACUGACUCUGUGGACGUUGCUCGCGUUGGCGAGUAGACAAGUGCCUUCAGUGAAAUAGAACAACAAAUAAAUAAAACAAGUGACGGUUAAAGUUAAAUAAUUACAUUUUCUGCACAACGUGGCGCUGUGAGAGUGUUUUUAAUAAUAUUAUAAGACUAAAUGUGUCUAUAUUUUUGUUUUAAAUGCACAUAAAUUAUUAUCAACUAAGCUAGGGUAAGGAUAGA